Gambusia affinis (western mosquitofish) is the source of this 1330-nucleotide messenger RNA. Its product is annotated as olfactory receptor 10J4-like. Lineage: Eukaryota; Metazoa; Chordata; Actinopteri; Cyprinodontiformes; Poeciliidae. The transcript has a single exon. Gene Ontology annotation, cellular component: membrane. Gene Ontology annotation, molecular function: G protein-coupled receptor activity; olfactory receptor activity. Bases 368 to 1330 code for a protein of 320 amino acids. The record is from RefSeq and is a predicted model, not a curated record. Gene Ontology annotation, biological process: G protein-coupled receptor signaling pathway.
AAAUUCAGUCACUAAUUAGCUCCACAGAGAGUAGAGACCCAUAAAGUAACUCAUAGCUCAUCGGAGAAGUUCUUCGGGUUCUGACUCUGUUAUGGUCGGUGGUCAACAUGUUAUUAUGUGUUAUGUCUUAGAUGUGAAGAUUAAGUCGCUUAGGAUUCAAAUUUCAUAUUAUUUAAAUGAUGGCUGAAUGUUUGUAAAUCACUUUAAAUGUUUCCUGUUCACAUGAUCCAGUUUCUCAAUAUUGUUGAUCACAUGUUUUGAUUAGAUGUUUGCAAUUAUAUGUUGUUAAUCAAAUGUACGUGUGGUCUACAGCUGCGGUGAAGUUCAUCUGUUCUCCAUCUAGUUCUGUUUCCUUUCCGCCCAUCUAAUGUCCGCAGCGGCUUUGAACGUGUCGCUGUUCGUCGCGCAGACGUCGCUGACGCUUGGCGGCCUGCAGCAGCUGUCUGAACACCGGCUGCUCUUCUUCUUUCUCUUUUUUAUGGCUUUUGUGUUCGCGCUGUGCAGUGACGGCCUCGUGCUCAUAGUGAUCUGCACGCGCCACAGCCUCCAUAAACCAAUGUACGUGUUCGUGGCCGCGCUGCUGCUGAACUCGCUGCUGGGCGGCUUCGCGAUCUACCCCCGGCUGCUGUGGGAGCUGCUGUGGGAGAGCGGCUCUGUCCUGGUGACAUUGUCUGCGUGUGCGUGUCAGGCGUGGGUUGUAUACACUGUGGGAGGCUCGGCCUUCAUGUUGCUGGGGGCCAUGGCUUUUGACCGCUACGUCGCCAUCUGCCGCCCGAUGCGCUACGCCGCGUUGGUGUCGCCGCGCGCGGUGGCCGCUCUGCUCCUGUUCUGUUGGCUGCUGCCCGCCACGAUGGUUUUUAUCAUUACGCUUUUAGCCGUGUGCCAGCCGCUAUGCCGCUCUCAUAUUAAUCGGCUUUACUGUGACCUUUACAGUUUAAACAGACUCAACUGCGGCGGAAAUGCGGCGCAGGUGAGCGACGUUUUCGCCAUAUUCACUUCUGUUGCUACUGCCCUGCUGCCCGUCGCCUUCGUACUUUUCUCUUACAGCAGCAUCCUUUAUGUCUGCCUGUGCCGCACACGCAGCUUUAACAGCAAAGCGUUACGCACUUGCCUGCCGCACCUGCUGGUCUUCAUAAACUACAGCGCCUGCACUGCAGUGGAGCUGCUGCAGCGCCGCCUGCAGACCGCAGACCAGCCUGCAUCCUCUGUGCUCACUUCGGUUCUGAUCAUUCUGGCUCAGUCCGUGUUAAACCCGGUAGUGUACGGCCUGAAUAUGAAGGCCAUCACCGGAUACAUCAGGCGGCUGCUAGGCAGCAGGAAAACCGAUUGA